This is a messenger RNA of Astyanax mexicanus (Mexican tetra), 1781 nucleotides long. It is a transcript of the gene bloc1s3, whose product is annotated as biogenesis of lysosomal organelles complex-1, subunit 3. The transcript is spliced from 2 exons. NCBI's taxonomy places the organism in Eukaryota, Metazoa, Chordata, Actinopteri, Characiformes, Acestrorhamphidae. The record is from RefSeq and is a predicted model, not a curated record. Gene Ontology annotation, cellular component: BLOC-1 complex. Bases 114 to 698 code for a protein of 194 amino acids.
UGCGUUGUUUCUGGUCUCGCGCGCCUCAUGUGACUGCAGUGCAGAUCUGCAGCUAAACAGUAAAUAAAGAGGAUAAAUCUGCUGAGAGUCUCGAGCUGCUGCAGCGAUCAGAUAUGGAGGGCAGGAAGGUGGCAGUGGUGGUCCAGGGGGAGGCGGAGGAGACUGACUCGGAAUCAGAUCAGGAGGUCUUCAUGACUUCAGUGAGACCCUCCUCAGGACUGACCGUUCCUGGAGAAGCUUCAGAAACCGACAGCGAAGGAGAACCGGCUCCAUGGAGACCAGAACCCGCCCAAACCUCCCAGAACAGACUGUUAUUCCAGUCUGACCUGCCCCCUCUGGUGGUCACACGCAGCCCUGAGGUGGUCUCGCUGUGUGGAACGGAUGAUGGGCGGAGUCUGAGGGCGGACUCGGCCGGACAGAACACUUUGCUGCAGCAGAAACUGCAGGAGGGCAACGCUCGGCUGUGCGCCGACGUCCAGCACAGCCUGAAACUGCUGUACCAGGGAGCGUCCAGGGACAUCCGGACCGCCACCGCCCACCUGAACAACUCCCAGAACAGCAUCAUCAACACCUCCCACAGCAUCCGCCUCAUCAUGGAGGACCUCAGAGCCGUCUCUGAGAAGAUCGACAUCAUCACCAGCUGUAAUCUGCUCCCGGACAUUACAGUUCCCGCCCAACAGCCCAGUUCUGCACCGUAAAGCUACUGUCAAAAGUGGAGGAGGUUCUACAUAUGUGCAUUGGCUUCCAUAUUAACUAUUUUUUUUACUGUAUUUUUCGCACUAUAAGGUGCAUUGAAUUUUAAAUCGCACUAUCAAUAAACGUCUACACGUUUACAUAUAUAAGGCCCACUGGAUUAAUAGGUCACAUUAUGUGACACUGUUAAGGAACAGGGGUGUCGCCAUCAUUUCCUUCUAAUUCAGCAAGUUAACCUGUCAAGCUAAGCUUAGUAAACAAAACUAAUUCUUAGCGGCUAAUGCUAAUGCUAUUGCUGCUCCAGCAGUGCUAGCCGGGGUUGGCACCAGGAUACAGGCCGAUAAUACUCACCCCUGAAAAUCAAAAGAGCUAGCACUUAGUACGGUUAGCGGCUAAUGCUUAUACUUCUCCAGUCUUGAUGCUAGAAACUUUGCAGACUGAAACUGACGAUUUUUGGGAAAAUUAAAGGAUUUCAAGUGCGCCUUAUAGUGCGUAAAAUAUGAUAGUGAGUCGCGAUAUGUUUUUAAACUGUUAUUUUUACAGCUUUUGAUAAUACAAUGAAACAGAUAAUUCCAGUAGGGAUGCACUGAAUAACUUAUAAUGAACAAUGACAAUGAAAACUAAUUUAUUCAAAUAUUGAUUGCACCGCCCCCUCCUCUCUUCUCGCAGCCUCACUGGUAGUGAUGGAGACAGCAACGAGGACCCACAAACGGCAGGUUUACGUUCAUUUUUUACUAACAGAAAUAACAGAAAUUGAACUAAAUAAUCAAAAUAAUGUAUUUAUCAUCACUUAUCACGUUUAGUAUCAGUGUAUUCAGUUUUCUAUCUUUUUACAAAGUGGCUGUUUUCAAACUUAAAUAUGCAAGCUGUACAGGACUAACAUAGUAAAGCUGUGAUUAAAAAUCUGUGUUAUUCCACCAAAUAUUGAUUUAUGAACUCUAACUGUGUUAAAACAUUAGUAUUGUUGUUUCUAAAUGAAUAUGAACUUGUUUUCUUUGCAUUAUUUGAGGUCUGAAAGCUCUGCAUCUUUUUCAUUAUUUUGACCAUUUCUUAUUUUCUGCAAAUAAAUGAUACAUUUUUGUUUGGAA